Molecule: messenger RNA, 1209 nt
Organism: Penaeus vannamei (Pacific white shrimp)
Lineage: Eukaryota; Metazoa; Arthropoda; Malacostraca; Decapoda; Penaeidae
Source: RefSeq, a predicted model, not a curated record
AUGUGGCGCUUGACGGCGACGCUGCUGCUGCUGGCUCUGGCCUCGGCCGAACCCCAAGGAUAUAAUUACGAGGAACCCGACAACCAAUACCUUCCUCCCGCAAAAUGCAAGCUUGCUCCUGUCACCUCCGUCGUCUACAACACUCAGCUCCAAACCUCAGUCCGCCUCCAGACCGUCAAUCAAGUCAACACUCAGUACAGAACCACAACCAUUGUCAGGCAACAGGUGGUGCCAACCACACUUUUCCAGACUCGUGUUCAAACACAGGUCCAGUAUCAGACCAGCGUUGUUCAACAAACAACCGUUCGUGCUGUUGACAGGUUUGUCACCCAGACCGUUCCAAGUCCACCUGUUGUACAAACGCGUUUCGUCACUUCAACCCGUGUGGUGCCGCAGGUCAACUAUGUCACACGUACACAGGUGCAGACGCAGGUUGUUCCUGUAGAGGUGACCAGCACUCAGGUCCGGACUAUCAUCCAGCCUCUUACUAAUUACAGACACAGGAGCGUCAAGCUACCCGUGUCGUCACUGUCCCAGGCCGUGACGUUGAGCCAACAGCCAGCUAUCACCCGUUUUGUAACAUCCACACGUGUGCAACAGGUUGUCCAGACAUCUGUCGUCCGUGGACAGGAUGUUGUUAGAACUACUGUUGCUCAGCGUCAACAGGUCAUUCCUUUCACAUCUGUUAACACUCGUUAUGAGAAUGUCGUUGCUACUCGUCAACAGGUGGUGACGAGAACCAAUAUUGCUACCCAGACACGCAUCCUCACACAGGUGGUACCUCAAGAGGUGGUACGUACUCAGGUGGUUCCCACCACCAUCUACACCACUCUCUUCGAGACAAGGGUUCAGCCCUUCACACGGGUGCAGACCGUUGUCAGGACCCAGUACGUCACACCGGUCCCCGUGGUACAAACCCGUCAGGAAGUCCGAACCUCUGUGGUCCAAGUACCCGGCCAAGACCGCGUCGUUAACCAGGAGGUGGUGCAGACCCAACAAAGACAGGAGGUCGUGUACCGCACAGUCAACCAGCCUCGCCAAGUUACCGUCACUCAGACAGUUACUUCUUCUUGUGGAUAUAAUUACGAUGCCCGGCCGUUCCCUUCAAUUUUUAGAAAAAAAAAAUUUAUCAAAAUGGAAACUUUUGCAAAUGUUAAUAUUUGCUUUCCCAUUGUAAAUGUAAAUGUGAAAUACACACCAGUAUUCUAA